GUACAGCCGGGUUCUUAGCACCGCCCAAUUGUGUUUUGAAUUUUUACCCAAAGGAUAGUAAAGUUUUUACCAUAGAAAAAUCGAUAGAGAAGAACGAUCCCAGCGCUCUGUUGUUUAGCUAAUAGGAAACGGGGUACGUAGGUUCGAGAGAUACCAGGAGCACGCAAAGAGGGUGCAGCCCCAUACCCAGCGCGCCUCGAUACUUCCAAGGAACUGUCCCGUGCGCGCAGGCCCGACUAUGGGAACCCCGAAGCCGCGGAUCUUGCCCUGGCUGGUGGCGAUGCUGGACGGGGGGCAGCUGGAAGGUGUGGCCUGGCUGGACGAGAGGCGCACGCGCUUCCGCAUCCCUUGGAAGCACGGCCUGAGGCAGGAUGCGCAGGUGAAAGACUUCGGCAUCUUCCAGGCCUGGGCUGAAGCCAGCGGUGCCUACAUUCCCGGGAGGGAUAAGCCCGAUUUGCCAACCUGGAAGAGGAAUUUCCGAUCAGCCCUGAACCGGAAGGAAGUGUUGCGUUUAGCUGAGGACCAGAGCAAGGACCCUCACGACCCUCAUAAGGUUUACGAGUUUGUGGACCCAGAAGCCAGGGACUCUUCCCAGCUGGACACCUCUCCAGAAACCGAGGAAGGCAGUACUUCUGAUGCCCAGGAAGAUAUCUUAGAGCUGCUGAGUGACAUGGCCUUGGUCCCACUCCCUGAUGACAUGGCCCAAGGGCAGUACCCUCAGCUCUUGAGCCCCAACUUGGACAACCCCAUUCUCUGUCCAAACCCAACACCUUCUGAAAACCCACUGAAGCUGCUGCUGGUGCCUGAGGAACAGUGGGAGUUCGAGGUGACCGCCUUCUAUCGGGGCCACCAGGCCUUUCAGCAGACCAUCUUCUGUCCUGGGGGCCUGCGGCUGGUGAGCUCCGAAGCUGGUGACAGAAAACUGCCUGGACAGCCAAUAACACUGCCAGACCCUGGGAUGUGCCUGACAGACCAGGUGGUAACAGAGUAUGUGCGGCGUGUGCUGGACAGCCUGGGCGGGGGCCUGGCUCUGUGGCAGGCAGGGCAGCGGCUCUGUGUGCGGCGGUGGGGGCACUGCCAUGCAUUCUGGGCCAUAGGCGAGGAGCUGCUCCCUGACUGCGAGCAUGGGCAUAAGGGCGAGGUCCCCAAGGAUGUGGACAGCGACGUGUUUGACCUAAGGCCCUUUGUGACAGAUCUGAUUGCCUUCAUGGAAGGAAGCGGACAUUCGCCACGCUACACUCUCUGGUUCUGCCUGGGGGAGUUGUGGCCUCAGAGCCAGCCGUGGGUCAAGAAGCUUGUGAUGGUCAAGGUGGUUCCCACUUGCCUCAAGGCCCUGUUGAACAUGGCCCGGUCAGGAGGGGCCUCCUCACUGGAGAACACUGUGGACUUGCACAUUUCCAACAGCCAGCCCCUCUCCCUCACCUCUGAGCAGUACAAGGCCUACCUGCAGGACCUGGUUGAGGACAUGGAUUUCUAAGCCACCGGGAGGCCUGAGCUCUGGCCUUUCACUUGCAUCAAUAAAGCAGUCCAUGCUGCA
This is a messenger RNA of Octodon degus (degu), 1537 nucleotides long. It is a transcript of the gene Irf3, whose product is annotated as interferon regulatory factor 3. The record is from RefSeq and is a predicted model, not a curated record. Gene Ontology annotation, molecular function: protein binding; DNA-binding transcription factor activity, RNA polymerase II-specific; RNA polymerase II cis-regulatory region sequence-specific DNA binding. The coding region runs from base 239 to 1477 and encodes 412 amino acids. Lineage: Eukaryota; Metazoa; Chordata; Mammalia; Rodentia; Octodontidae. Gene Ontology annotation, cellular component: nucleus. Gene Ontology annotation, biological process: regulation of transcription by RNA polymerase II; immune system process. The transcript is spliced from 8 exons.